Messenger RNA from Coffea eugenioides, 867 nucleotides. RefSeq lists its product as uncharacterized. Lineage: Eukaryota; Viridiplantae; Streptophyta; Magnoliopsida; Gentianales; Rubiaceae. The record is from RefSeq and is a predicted model, not a curated record. Bases 1 to 867 code for a protein of 288 amino acids. The transcript is spliced from 2 exons.
AUGGAGGGUAAACAACAACGUGGUCGGGGCCGUGGGCGUGGACCCAGGCAAGUCCAGGAUCAAGAAGAGAAACAAGGAUCUGUAGCAAAUCAGAGCCAGGGACCUGGAGGUGAAGAAAGGGACCAGAUAGUUACGGCUAUCAAUCGUAUCACCAGUAAGGUCAAGUGCCCGAAUGUGCCUCCUCCUAAGUUUGGAAGAGGCACGGGUGGAGUUCGAAUCUCAGGGACACCGAGAGGAGCUCCAUCCAGAGGGGCACAAAAUAGAAGAGAACAACAGAGGAUUGUCUCCCAAGGAGCUCUUGCACCAGCUCCUCGAGUAAGCUAUGGAUAUUGUGGUAAAACACACCACAUCGAGUAUACUUGCUGGCGAAAGAUGAAGAAAUGUCUCCGUUGCGGAAGUUCCGAGCAUCAGAUUGCCACCUAUCUUGUUAAAACCCGUGAAGAAAAUGAGGGUUUGCAGCUAGAGAAGUCAAACCCUAAGCAACCUACUGCUAGUGGGAGCAGACCGAAAGUUUCUGCGAGGGUUUAUGCCUUGGAUCAUCAGCGAGCUCCUGAGUCAUCUGAAAAGGUGGUAGGUAUGAUUCCUGUAUUCCACCGCUUAGCUAAGCUUUUAAUUGACCCUGGGGCAACCCAUUCUUUUGUAAAUCCUACCUUCAUGUAUGGUAUUGAUGUGAAUCCAGUUAAAUUACCCUAUGAUUUGAAAGUUAGAACACCUACUGAGGAUCAAAGCCUAAUUACCAACAUAAUUUAUAAAAAUUGUGAGGUUUGGGUCAGAGAACGGAAGUUGAUAGUAGAUUUGAUAAAUUUAGACCUCAAGGGGUAUGAUGUGAUUAUGGGAAUGGAUUGGUUGGCUCGUUAUAAUAUUUAA